ACUGGGGCCUUCCAAACACAUCCUGUUGGACGGACGGCGUCGGAUAGCGGGGAAGCAGAGGGCCGGGGAAGUGUUUUUCUCAACUGACCAUUCAUACUAAAAACGUUGUUUUCAUCACACAACAGAAGAGAAGUACAUCAGUAAAUUGACACAAUGAUCCGCUUCAUCCUGAUCCAAAACCGCGCAGGAAAGACUCGGUUGGCCAAGUGGUACAUGCAGUUUGAUGACGACGAGAAGCAGAAGCUGAUCGAGGAAGUGCAUGCGGUGGUGACAGUUCGUGAUGCCAAACACACCAACUUUGUGGAGUUCAGGAAUUUCAAGAUCAUCUACAGGCGAUAUGCUGGUCUGUAUUUCUGCAUUUGUGUGGACGUCACAGAUAAUAACCUGGCCUACCUGGAGGGCAUCCAUAAUUUUGUGGAGGUACUGAAUGAGUACUUCCACAAUGUGUGCGAACUGGACCUGGUCUUCAACUUCUACAAGGUGUACACGGUGGUGGACGAGAUGUUCCUGGCCGGUGAGAUCCGGGAGACCAGCCAGACCAAGGUGCUGAAGCAGCUCCUCAUGCUCCAGUCUCUCGAGUAGACGUCCAGGGCCGGCCGGCCCGCUCACGUGUCCGUCUCCAUGGUGAUGGGGCGUCCCACUCGCGUGCACACAUGACGUGUGACGUGUGACGUGGUAUCUCAUCACCUGAACGCAACUUUACCUAGUUUGACAUUCUAUGGAGCAGGCUGUUUAGCCUUGCUAAAUGUGUGUUUGUGUGUGUGUCGGUGAGUGUGUGUGUGAGUAAGAGAGAGAGAGAGAGAAUGUGUGUACAUUUGGGUGCUGUGCUGCAAAGAUAGAAGACCACAACUGGACUUCAGGCCUGCCAGUGCUGACUCUGAGGCUUGGGGAAUUUUCAGGACGCCUAAUUCAGUGCGUGGGUGGACAUCUUUGCUGCAUAGCACUUAGCUGAUCUAAACUGAUGUUGUGAAGAUGUGUGGGUUUUCUCUCUGUGUGUGUGUGUGUUUGUUUCCAUUCAUCUCCUUCAUUAUCUGUUCAUUAGAAGCCCACCCUCUGUAGUUGCCACAUGUUCAUCCACAUGCAUUUCCUUGUUUUGGAUCAUUCUCAUGAGAAUACGCACGCUGUGAGCGGCAGGUAGGCACGCACACACGUCCACCCCCCAAAAUUUUUUUUUUCUGUCGUCAGCACUACCAUAGAGGCUUAACAAGCAACACCAUGGGUGUCGACUGCCAGUAAUCUGCUCUCUCAGCCCAAAUCCCAAAUCUUCGGUGUCUUAUAUGCAAAAGCAGCCUUUACUGAGGUCAGUAUUACACAGUGACCUUUUGCUACAAUUACAGCAAAGGUUACCAGCCGGGAAGAAUUUAUUUAUUUUUUUCACAUCUCUGUGUGUGGUCUGAUUGGUUCAGCAUCAAACAACAUGAUUUUAAUGGAGGGCAAUGUCCUAUUACUUGCAGACACAUCGGCACAUAUAUGGGAAUUGGGGUGGGAUGGUAACACCAGAGGUUUGGGCACUUUUUUUACAAGGGUGAAAUCAUACAACCUGGAGGCUGAACAGUUUGGUGCUGCAAGACACUAUUUUACUUGUAACGUGGUUUCAUGAUAACCACCACUUGACAAGAACAGUAACGUUAGUAAAUGACUAGAAAAAUAUCAAGUGAUCUAUUGUGCUUCAUGAUUAUUGCAGUACUGUGAAGGUAUUAUUUUUGUCUUUUUUUUUUCUUGUUUUUUGUAUUGCGUAUGUGUGUAGGAUGCGUGAUGUUGAUGGUGUGAGUGAUGUAUGAAAUCAAAGAGACCAUUACAGCGCUGUUAAGCUCUGUAACCCCUCACCAUUCCAAGUCUGUCUAGUCAAUCUGCUUCGUACCCCUCUAUCCAUUCAGUGGGAAAGUCACUCUUAGAUUGGUCAGUCUCCUUUCUGCCCACCAAUUGUGCAAUUGUGGACUCCCAAGCCCAGACUUCCAGAGUCUACAGAAGCAAGCACUGGGCAGAGAAAUAAUUGCCAUGUUUUUAUUUUUAUUUUCACAUGGUAGAUUUGUGUGCUUUUGACAAAACUACCCCCACACACACAUAGGCUGCCUGAGUCUGUUUUGGGCUGUAGCACUUAUGUCAUUAAAUGUCACUGUAGAAAUAGCAUAUACAGCAGGUUCAUUAGUAAUUACAAGCAAACCUGUAGUUGCGCUUAGGACAGCCAUUGUAGUGUAUUUAGUUUGUCUUCUCAAAAUGGGCAUGGUCCAAUGAUAUGAUAAAUCAAACGAGCUAAUUAUGAUCAUUCUGAUUGGGCUAUGAUUGAGACUACAGGUCUCAAAAACAAACAUCGUAUAGAACCGACACACGACACAAAAUCCUCUGGGUAAUACUACAAAGCUACUGUCUUUUCGAAGUAAGAAGAUCUUAAGUGAUCUAAAAAGAACACGUCACUUCUGAAACAAUAGUUGCUUGCUGUAGUGUUUUUUUUUUUUUUUUUUUUUUUUUAAAAGA
Messenger RNA from Alosa sapidissima (American shad), 2475 nucleotides. RefSeq names its product adaptor related protein complex 2 subunit sigma 1 (gene ap2s1). The coding region runs from base 154 to 582 and encodes 142 amino acids. Gene Ontology annotation, biological process: clathrin-dependent endocytosis; intracellular protein transport. Gene Ontology annotation, cellular component: membrane coat; AP-2 adaptor complex; intracellular membrane-bounded organelle. The transcript is spliced from 5 exons. Gene Ontology annotation, molecular function: clathrin-cargo adaptor activity. NCBI's taxonomy places the organism in Eukaryota, Metazoa, Chordata, Actinopteri, Clupeiformes, Clupeidae. The record is from RefSeq and is a predicted model, not a curated record.